Molecule: messenger RNA, 1207 nt
Organism: Ectocarpus sp. CCAP 1310/34
Lineage: Eukaryota; Phaeophyceae; Ectocarpales; Ectocarpaceae
Source: the annotation of a GenBank genome assembly
GAACAGGCAAACCCGGUCAGCACCCCCGGGUAUGGAGCAGAACUAUCAACCGAGCAGCCACAAGACCGACUACUCGGACCCGAGGACAAGCAGAGAUUCCAGACCAUCACCGGGAGUCUCCUGUACUUGGCCCAAUGCACCCGCUACGAUCUGUCAUACGCAGUGCACCAACUGACACGGGCAUGCGCAAACCCAGCACAGGUCCACAUGGCUGCGGCCAAGCACCUACUACGGUACCUACGCGGAACGCCGGACCUGCCGAUCGUGUACAAGAAGGGGCAGUUCAGACUCUCGUGCUUCACUGACUCGUCAUUUGGAGCCAACCCAGACAACGGCAGGUCUACCACCGGAUACCUGUUCUUCCUAGGAGGGGGACUGAUCAGCUACGGAGCCAAGGCACAGACUCUCGCAGCACAGAACACCGUGGAGGCCGAACUUCAAGCGCUGAGCUUCAGUGCUCGCGAGGCAGUCUACAUCUCCAACUUCAUGACGGAAAUCGGAUUCAAGACCUUUCGAUCGGUACCCAUCAACAGCGACAGCACCGGAGCAUGUGACUGUGGCCAGCACGCGAUGUUCAGCUCUAGAACCAAGCACAUCGCGCUCCAGUUCUUCUUCCUCAGGGAACUCACGAAGGGGCACCGCAUCACACUUCACCACCAACCUGGUGCCACGAUCUUGGCGGACAUCGCGACGAAACAUCUCCCGAAGCAGCGAUUCGCCACCAUCAUGCAACUCAUCAAGAACUACAAAUGCUAGAAUGUUAUUAAGCACAAAAUCGCAUAGUAUGGUUGAUUGUUUUGGACGCGUGUAUUGCUCACAGGAUGGAUUCACUCACGUGGAGGUCGAUAUUGUCUGAUAUGGAUUGGGAAUCGAGGGGUCCCAGAAAUGGCAGCGAAGUGAAGUUUUGGAACAUCGACUACUCGCCUAAUCGAGGGGUCGUGUCGAGGAAAACUGUUCCAACGUAGUCAGGCACAGUUUACCAUAGGUGCGACUGCGGCAACUAGCCUUCCGUAGACAUAACACAGAAAGAAGAGAUGGUACUCAGCAGAGAACAUGAGCACAGAGUUGUAGCGGAGAUAAUUUGGCAGGCGAGACUGUAGUUGUUUUAUUGUUCCGAACCCCGAAAUUCCGGUACUCGGGCCAUUACUCCGGAGACCCUCGGAACCUGCUGUGUUUUUGCUGCUUGUUUCUUGUUUUUGUUUUGUUG